AUGUUAGGUGCUGACAUGGACGACGAUGCAACAGGUAUCGAAUACCAAGUGAACGACAUAAUUGAUCUGGAAAGACGAAUAGCUAAUCUGUCAACAUAUGACGGUAUCCGCAACCAUUCCGUUCUUGAUAAUUUGAUGACCUACAGAGAACUGAGGGAGCGUUAUCCCGAGAUCCACUUUAACCUGUUUUUCAAUGAGGAACUUCUUUCAUCUCUUGGACCUAUCGACGACAAUACGACAAUAAACUUGUUUGAUGUGGGCUACUUCGCAGGCUUAUCAGCGCUAGUAAAGUCGAAACCUCUGAGGUAA
Molecule: messenger RNA, 309 nt
Organism: Cooperia oncophora
Lineage: Eukaryota; Metazoa; Nematoda; Chromadorea; Rhabditida; Trichostrongylidae
Source: the annotation of a GenBank genome assembly